Messenger RNA from Phaeodactylum tricornutum CCAP 1055/1, 2238 nucleotides. RefSeq lists its product with no specific name. The coding region runs from base 1 to 2238 and encodes 745 amino acids. Gene Ontology annotation, molecular function: transmembrane transporter activity. NCBI's taxonomy places the organism in Eukaryota, Bacillariophyta, Bacillariophyceae, Surirellales, Neidiaceae. Gene Ontology annotation, biological process: transmembrane transport. Gene Ontology annotation, cellular component: membrane. The record is from RefSeq and is a predicted model, not a curated record. The transcript has 3 exons.
AUGUCAAAUCAGCAAAAAGAUGGAACACCAAUGGCUGGAUCGGAUCAGGUUUCUUUGGUAAAGGACGGAUUAGCACUACAGAACCACGACAGCAACCACUUGCCGUUCUUUGCCGACGCUACAUUGGAUCUGGAGGAAGCACACGACAUUGCCGACACACCCGAACCGACGAGACCAGUAACCCGACCCAACAAGUUACAGAUCGCCGCCGCAGUCGAGCAAAUCCCAAUGCCUACCUUGCACUUUCUCGAAUCUCCUACUGCCGACUCUUUUGCGGAUGCCAACGUCGAUCCAAGAACAGUAGCUGAUGCUACGUCGACAGGAUCGUCAAUUCCUACGAACUCAAUCAGCAGAGAGUCUCCUGACGACAAGUCUACGUUUGCCCGCAUCACCAGUCUAGAAACAGCGUAUCCUAGCAUGUCCCGUACGCAACACUCGGUACCACGCUGGCCAAGAGACCUACCUUGGGCAAUUGCGUUUGUCUUAUUUGUACCCACAGGUCUGCUCUGGCCAAUACUGACCCAAACGGAGGCAAACGAAAGCUCGCAUGCUAUAACAUUCCACCCACUCUCAACGGCAUCCUUGCACGGUUUAUUCUGGAGCGCGCUGGCUUCUGUAUUGCUCAGUCGAGCCUUGUAUCGCACUCCGAGUGGGGGUGAAGGAGAUGACGCCCGUUUCCACAUCGCGCAACUGCUGACCCUGGCGGCUCCCGUCGCCGUUUGCGUACACGUGGCCCUUGUCUUACUCAUCUUGUUGGCGUGCCCGCAUGCGGCUCUCGCAGCCUUGGUACCGGCCUGGUUUGCAGUCAAAGACAUGUAUCUGUUCCGUCGCUGGAAACAACGACGAUCGGCGCAGUUCAAUGGACCGACAGAAUCUCCAAGUACCAGCGCAUUCUCGGCGGUACAAUCCGUCGGUGGUACUCGACAAGCCUUUUUCCAAGCCUUGAUGGGUAUGACACUGGACAUAUUGUCCCGAUCGCUCCGACGCGCUUCCUUCUAUCGCGUAUUGUCGGGUGUUUUGAUCGUACAAUGCAUUACUGUUUGGCUGUGGCGGUGGGCGUUGUUGGCGGCCUUGACGAUUAGCGGUAGCAGUAGUCCUUUCGGUGCGCACUCGAAAGGAAUUAUUUUUAUGGUGGCGUUUGUGGCUGGGAAGUGGGCAACAGGUACUGUGGCUAGGUUGCUAUCACUCCUGGCCUGCGGUGGCGUCACGUCUUGGGUCGCAGUCCAGCAAGAAUUGCAGUCUGUCAACAAUAAUCCGAUGUUUUAUUCACAAGGAUCGAAUUCGAACUCGCGAAACGGAACCUACGACGCGGAUCGGGACGAAAACAUCGGGUACAGUGAAGAUGAAACUAACGACAUGCCCGAAGCCUACCGCACAGUCGAUGCCUCUGUAUACCAAAGUGUUCUGUCGAUCGAAGAUGAUCUCGACGAUGAUUACGAACUUGACGACGAUGAAUUUAUGGAAGCACCUUCUCGACGGGAACAUUCACGAAGACGUGAAAAUGCGCAACCGCAAUCAACUGUCAAAUCCAUACUGCUGGUUGGGUUGUCGAUUUCGUUUGGAUCAGUUGCACAGUGCGGCUUGGUUGGUGGACUUGCACAAUUUAUGUGGAGUCAGUUGCGUGUAGUUGAAGCUGCACGGACGGUUCUUUCAGAAGUACGCCGAGACUCCGGCUUUCAUAACAUGACGAUUGGAAGUAACGAGGCCGGUUUUUUUGGCAAAAUGUGCAAGUGCAUGCAUAAUAUGGCAAGAAAAUUUGUUCGGAAUCAUUCCGACUUGGCUAUGACUCACGUGGCCGCCUUCUACAAGAGUUAUCAAAAGGCGGCAAGGGAUGUUUCCACUUUGAUUGACGAAUCCGACUCUCAUUUUGAUAGUGACACAUCUCCCCAACAACCCCAAACAGGUGUGGAACCAAUAUUACAUGAUGAUAUCACAACUCACAUGGCGGCAUGUGUAGGCGGAUCCAUCUCCGGACUUAUUGUCAUUUUCACAACGUCAGUGUUGCUCUACCAAAGAGAUCAAAGGCAGGACCCGGGAAGUGACCUGGAAGUAGUAGAGAAUAUGCUGGUGUCCUUUGCGUUGUUUUAUACCCUGCUGUUCACUGUCCUGGAACCAAUACGGGCCAGCAUUAAGGCUGUGCAUUUGGGCUUCCCAAGAAUCCACUCCGACGACAAGGUGUGCUUGGCUAUCUUUUUAUCCUCUAAUCAGCAAGUCCUGCUUGCUCGUCUACUGAUGUAA